AUGACGACUCAAAACUUCAAGAAUGAGAAGGAUAUUCCCGUUUCUCACCAGGACUUCCCUGGCACUGAGAGGCAGAUGCCCAACCCCAAAGCCACUCGUGACGAGUUACCUGAGGCCGGCGGCAAUUCGAGGACAUACCAAGGCUCUGGAAAGCUCAAAGGCAAAAAAGCACUGAUCACUGGAGGCGACAGUGGCAUUGGUGCUGCUUCUGCUCUUCUGUUCGGCCGAGAGGGCGUUUCGGAUAUUGUCAUCGCCUAUUUACCAGAGGAGGAGAAGGAUGCCCAGGACACCAAAAAGCAGGUCGAGAACGAGGGUGCCAAGGUUCAUCUUAUCUCUCUUGACCUCUCGAAGCAAGAGAACUGCAAGAAACUUGUUGACUUUGCCGUGGAGAAAAUGAACGGAAUUGACAUUCUAUUCAACAAUGCAGCUUACCAGAUGAUGGUCCAGGAUAUUAAAGACCUUCCCGAGGAGCAAUGGAUUCAUACUUUCAACAUCAACAUCCACUCCUUCUUCUAUAUCUCCAAAUAUGCCCUCCCUCACAUGAAGACCGGAGCAACGAUUAUCAACAAUGCUUCCAUCAACGCCUACAUCGGUCGCCCUGACCUCCUCGAUUACACAUCCACAAAGGGUGCGAUCGUUUCAUUCACACGAGGUCUCAGCAAUCAAUAUGUCAGUAAGGGCAUUCGUGUAAAUGCUGUCGCUCCUGGACCCGUUUGGACACCUCUCAUCCCCGCCACAAUGGAUGACGAAGCGCAGAAGCAGUUCACAAGCCCCAUGGGACGACCUGCUCAGCCAUCAGAGAUUGCUACAUGCGUGGUGUUCCUGGCGUCGAGUGAUAGCUCGUGUCUUGAGUUUUAUCCUGGCGGAUCACGUCGGUAUGCCAUCCUAUCCCACGUCUGGGGUGAUGAUGAGGUCACUUUCCAAGAUGUUGCUUCUGGUGAUCCCGAGGAAGCGCUUCAUCUUGAACGUUAUAAUACUUGCUGUAUCGAUAAAAGUAGCAGUGCCGAGCUUUCGGAAGCCAUCAACUCGAUGUUUCGUUGGUAUGCUGAGUCAACCAUCUGUAUCGCCUUUCUUGAAGACGUUCCCUCCUCAGAAUCUGAAGAGGAAUGGAGAAAGAUAUUUGUAAACAGCCGUUGGUUUACCAGAGGCUGGACACUUCAAGAGCUCAUCGCACCGGGAAAGGUCAUCUUUUACGGACGAGACUGGCAGCGGCUGGGUAGCAGAGCUGAGCUCAAAGAAGACAUAAAGAGUGCCACUGGGAUCAAUUACGAGCUUCUCGAUGCAACACAUCAUAUGGCGGAGAUCAGGCAAAGUCAGCUUGGUGAGUUUUCUGUCGCUCAGAAGAUGUUAUGGGCUGCUGGGCGUGAAACAACGAGGCCAGAAGACAUCGCUUAUUGCCUGCUGGGUAUAUUCGAUAUCAACAUGCCUUUGCUAUACGGGGAAGGUCAAGUCAAAGCUUUCAAGCGGUUACAAGAGGAGAUUCUUAAAUCUACCGAUGAUGAGUCUAUUUUUGCUUGGCGGCAGCCUCGAUAUCGGGUCGAAGGAAAAACGUAUUGGAGCCUUCUUGCAAACAGCCCUUCCGCUUUCGAUCUCGGCCAAACCUCAAAAGAUCUCAAUGGCAUGGUGCCUCAGAGAUCCAAGUACCUAUCUCUUAGGUCUGGAAUUUCAAUGUCUAUGACAAACCGUGGCCUGGAUUUAGAGCUUCCAUUAACACCGUUCCCAAUUGAUACAUCAGGGACCAUUUUCUUGGCCUUCUUGAACUGCGAGUUUCGAAGGGGCCAGACAUCCAUCAACCCGGCUAUCCUCCUUCAGAGGGCAGCGUGGGACAGAAACUCACAUUUUGUGCGAAUUCGACCAGACAUAUUAGCGUUGUCCAUGAUGAACAGCAUUAUUCUUCCUGAUGAACUCUUGAACAUGAUACGGAGUGGUCAAAACGAUGUUUUGCAAGAGGCCAUUCCGCGACAGAUCUUCGUGCCACAUAGUACUCCGGACCUACGAUAUUUGAAGGGUGUGAUAUUUCGCCCGGAGAUAAAGGGUCUUGCAAAGGAGAGUAAGAUGGUUGUCAGAGUGCGCUCACGAUCACCAACGUGGCAAUAUUUUGUUGACGCUCGAAGUGGUCCCUCGACCACGCCGGAAUCAUAUGAGAUCAACUUUGACCUGGCACCUGGUCCUUCGCUUGGAUCAUUACAAGCAUCCAUCGUUCUGGGAGUGUUGGAGCUUGACCUAGGCAGUUCAGAUUCCACGCAGUGCUUGGUCAUGGGAUUAGAGCCCUUGCCCCCAAACCCGUUUCAAACGAUGCCUCUUUACUUCUCACCGUGGUACGCAUUUGAAGAACAUACUUGGAUUGCAAAUCAGGACUUUUCAAGAGUUUUGGACAAAACACAGCGAAGGCUGGAGUGGAGAGUUCCAGAUAUCGUGACGGCGAAAAUUGGAAUUGAGAGCAGGUAUUCGAGUCUAUUCUAUAGUUUGACUUUGGAGAUUGAGAACAGCCGGAAAGUCAAUACAUGGUUUUGA
Fusarium tjaetaba is the source of this 2514-nucleotide messenger RNA. RefSeq names its product heterokaryon incompatibility protein het-E-1. The transcript is spliced from 6 exons. NCBI's taxonomy places the organism in Eukaryota, Fungi, Ascomycota, Sordariomycetes, Hypocreales, Nectriaceae. The record is from RefSeq and is a predicted model, not a curated record. Gene Ontology annotation, molecular function: oxidoreductase activity. The coding region runs from base 1 to 2514 and encodes 837 amino acids.